CGUCAAAAAUACAAAUCUCCAAUCUCCUUCCACUAUAACAAUCAGUAUUCUUUCAGUCAGCGCAAACCUUCAUCCCGUGCAAUGGAAACCACCGGAAAAGUGAAGAAGGCUUUCGGAGGAAGAAAAGCCGGUGGCCCCAAGACCAAAUCCGUUUCCAAAUCGAUCAAAGCCGGUCUCCAGUUCCCGGUCGGGAGAAUCACUCGUUUCCUGAGGAAGGGACGGUACGCUCAGAGACUCGGUGGUGGAGCUCCGGUCUACAUGGCCGCCGUUCUCGAGUACCUCGCCGCCGAAGUUCUGGAGCUAGCUGGUAACGCAGCGAGGGACAACAAGAAGUCGAGGAUCAUUCCGAGGCAUCUUCUUUUGGCGAUUAGGAACGACGAGGAGUUGGGGAAGCUUCUGAGUGGUGUCACGAUCGCUCACGGUGGUGUGUUGCCUAACAUUAACUCUGUUCUCUUGCCUAAGAAGUCUGCUAAAUCGACUGAGGAAGUUGCGUCCAAGUCCCCAGCUAAAUCUCCGAAGAAAGCUUAAAAAUCUUCUCGGCGUUGGUUUCGUUCACCAGUUUAGUUAAUGUGUUCGGGUGUUUUAUAUGUAGAAAAUCUAUCUUUUUUAAUUAUGUAUUUUGGAUUUGAUUUCUCUGCAGGUCCAACUUUCCUCUAAGUAACGAAUUAUAAAAUAUUUGCAAUUUGCGUUAA
Brassica oleracea var. oleracea is the source of this 692-nucleotide messenger RNA. RefSeq names its product probable histone H2A.7. Lineage: Eukaryota; Viridiplantae; Streptophyta; Magnoliopsida; Brassicales; Brassicaceae. Bases 82 to 528 code for a protein of 148 amino acids. Gene Ontology annotation, cellular component: nucleosome. Gene Ontology annotation, molecular function: DNA binding; protein heterodimerization activity; structural constituent of chromatin. The record is from RefSeq and is a predicted model, not a curated record. The transcript is spliced from 2 exons.